This is a messenger RNA of Hipposideros armiger (great roundleaf bat), 7064 nucleotides long. RefSeq names its product potassium two pore domain channel subfamily K member 10 (gene KCNK10). Gene Ontology annotation, biological process: stabilization of membrane potential; potassium ion transmembrane transport. The transcript is spliced from 8 exons. NCBI's taxonomy places the organism in Eukaryota, Metazoa, Chordata, Mammalia, Chiroptera, Hipposideridae. Gene Ontology annotation, molecular function: potassium ion leak channel activity; outward rectifier potassium channel activity. The record is from RefSeq and is a predicted model, not a curated record. The coding region runs from base 24 to 1598 and encodes 524 amino acids. Gene Ontology annotation, cellular component: plasma membrane.
GGAUCCUAAAGAUCUCUGGAAAUAUGGAAGUGUGCCUUGGCUGUUUUUUAAGUCUCUGCAAAACCUAUUUAUUGAAUACCUACUACAUACCAACCACUGUCCCAGUGGCUGUUCCCACAGCAGUUCCUCCGGUGUGUCAGCCCAAGGGUGCCACUAACGGGCAUUACCCGGCCCCACGCCUCUCCAUCUCCUCCCGAGCCACGGUGGUAGCCAGGAUGGAAGGCACCUCCCAGGGGGCCCUGCAGACCGUCAUGAAGUGGAAAACUGUGGUUGCCAUCUUUGUGGUCGUGGUGGUCUACCUCGUCACAGGCGGUCUCGUCUUCCGGGCAUUGGAACAGCCCUUCGAGAGCAGCCAAAAGAAUACCAUUGCCUUGGAGAAGGCAGAAUUCCUGCGGGAUCAUGUCUGUGUGAGCCCACAGGAGCUGGAGACAUUGAUCCAGCAUGCCCUUGAUGCUGACAAUGCAGGAGUAAGUCCAAUAGGAAAUUCUUCCAACAACAGCAGUCACUGGGACCUCGGAAGUGCCUUUUUCUUUGCUGGAACUGUCAUCACCACCAUAGGGUAUGGGAAUAUUGCUCCAAGCACUGAAGGAGGCAAAAUCUUUUGUAUUUUAUACGCCAUCUUUGGAAUUCCACUCUUUGGUUUCAAAAAGCAAGUGAGUCAGACCAAGAUCCGGGUCAUCUCAACCAUCCUGUUCAUCUUGGCCGGCUGCAUUGUGUUUGUGACAAUCCCUGCUGUCAUUUUCAAAUACAUCGAGGGCUGGACGGCCUUGGAGUCCAUUUACUUUGUGGUGGUCACUCUAACCACGGUGGGCUUUGGUGAUUUUGUAGCAGGGGGAAACGCUGGCAUCAAUUACCGCGAGUGGUAUAAGCCCCUAGUGUGGUUCUGGAUCCUUGUUGGCCUUGCCUACUUUGCGGCUGUCCUCAGUAUGAUCGGAGAUUGGCUACGGGUUCUGUCCAAAAAGACAAAAGAAGAGGUGGGUGAAAUCAAGGCCCACGCGGCCGAGUGGAAGGCCAACGUGACGGCCGAGUUCCGGGAGACGCGGCGGCGGCUCAGCGUGGAGAUCCACGACAAGCUGCAGCGGGCGGCCACCAUCCGCAGCAUGGAGCGCCGGCGCCUGGGCCUGGACCAGCGGGCGCACUCUCUGGACAUGCUCUCCCCCGAGAAGCGCUCUGUCUUCGCCGCACUGGACACGGGCCGCUUCAAGGCCUCCUCCCAGGAGAGCAUCAACAACCGGCCCAACAACCUGCGCCUCAAGGGGUCAGAGCAGCUCAACAAACACGGGCAGGGGGCCUCCGAGGACAACAUCGUCAACAAGUUCGGCUCCACCUCCAGGCUCACCAAGAGGAAAAACAAAGACAUCAGAAAGACCUUGCCCGAGGAUGUCCAGAAAAUCUACAAGACUUUCCGGAACUUCUCCCUGGAGGAAGACAAGAAGAAGGAGGAGGAGACGGAAAAGGUGUGUAACUCGGACCACUCGAGCACAGCCAUGCUGACGGACUGCGCCCAGCAGCAGGCCUGCGUGGAGAACGGGGUGGUCCCCACGGACACCAAAGACAGGGAACACGAGAACAACGCGUUACUUGAAGACAGAAACUAAAGGUUAAGGACAUUGGACUCGAUGUAGCGUUGUGGUUCUUUUUUUUUUUUUUUUUAAUACUCACCCUGAGACACGUGCCUUAAACAGAUUUCUCGUUAGUCCGAAAUUACAUAGCAUUGAAGAAUAUAUUUCACUGUGCCAUAAACGACCGAGAAAGCUCGCUCUGCCAAAAGGAAUCAAAGAACAAGGACUCCGUUUCUGACAGCGAGCGCAGGACAGACACCCAGGGAGCGUUCGCACGCGUGGGCGGUCACGGCCGCAAAGGUCAAGGGCGCUUCGGGGGGCGAUGCUGUGCCCCGGUACAGCGCCGCCCUGGCAUGGCACACAGAAAAGGGCAGCUAUUCCUUAGACCAGCCUUCUGGAGGGAACAGGUGUGUCUUUUAGAUGGAGUCUCACUUCCUGAACCUACCGUUAGUGAUAUAUGCACACACACAAGGGGACCAGAUUGGGGGUGAACUGGUACCUGUAGGGUUAGAGCUGACGUUUUUGGCAUGUUGCUCUGAGCUUGAAUUUUGAUACAAACCAUUCAGUGCAUAGCUAGUCUUUCUAAGCUCCAAAUGAAUGUCCAUGGGACCUGAGAGCACCUGGAAGUUGUUGGAAGCAGAUCAGAGCACAUGUAUUAAAAGGUGCAAUUGCUUUCCUCAUUACAAAAGAAAAACUAAUUGCAAACAUCACACUGUGGAUAUCACCUUAACCAAUGACGGAAGCCUACUGAAUUUUGUCUUUCUCACAGGGGUAGGUAGUCUAAAUGAACUUGCAAGCAUUGGUAAAAACUCAACCUCAACCGCUGCAUGGUUACAGGCAAAAAUCAUGCAUUUUCCUCAGUGGGUGCGAUGGUGAAAAUAAACUGGUUUUGACAUGUUCAUGUUCACUUUUCUAGUGGAACUUCAGUUAUAACUUGUUUUUAUAAGAGGGGGGAAAUACCAAAACUAUUGCCUUGCAUGAUGCCAGUGGCUUGCUGUUCUGUCUAGCUGACCCUAAAUUUUUAUAAAUAUAGACAUCCUGCAUGUCUGAGACAUACCAAGGAGGACCAUGGCAUCAUUCCAUCUCAGGGCUUUUCGUCCUUUUGGGUGUCUUAGGAUAGACAUAGUAACAAGACCCAAUCUUGCUAUCUCCAAACAAAAGGAAAACUAAACCCUCAACCAACCCUUGUACGUACAAGAAGAUUGAAUUGUUUUAAUUGCUUGCAGCUUAAGUGCCAUUAAUGCCAUUUGAAAAAAUAAUACUGAAAAGAAGUAUUUAAAAUAUUUUCCUUAUAUGUUUGGGCAUUCCUUUAUUUUGAAAGCAUUACUUACUUUUCCUGGCUUGUUUCUUUAUUUCAUAUCUGCUAUUGGAACACCAACUGGAUCACCAACGUGAUUGAUUGUUUCAGGGCAAACAUUAACCAACAUGUGAUAAUUAUGAUUGUUCCGUGAGGUUAAAACACGAGUGAAGGAAAGUGGGGGAAUGGCUAGUCAUAAGCUUUGAGAGGAAGAGUUUAAAUGGAUUUUUAUCAGAAAGGGAAAAAUACGUACUAGGCCAAUCAUCCUGUGUAUGUAUCAGAUUUUUUCAGAAUUGGCCGGCCCUUGCACUGGGGUUCAGACUUAGCCAUUUGGACCAUAGACUUAAGCAUUUGGACCUGGCAGAAGCAGGAAAGUUGCUGGUUAUGGGCCUCCCAGGCCCAGUGCCACCUUUUGGGGAUUUCACAUGACUAAUACAUCAGUGGAUUUAUCAAAAGAUCACAGGACUAGCGGAGACUUCCAGAAACCCAUCUAAUGCUUUCUGACUUCCAGGGAAAAUGGGAAAAUGAUGCCCAUCACAUCCUUGACCACUGGUACCAUGGCGGAGCUCUUCCUGUUUUCCAAAAAUGAGCAGCUCUCCCUUGACUGGAGCACAAACCUCACCCUCCCACCCCCAACCUCUAGCCUCUAGUUGAAGUCCUGGCAUUGCUUUGGGGGAAGGAGCCAAAUAAGAAUCAACUUGGAUGAGGCCCUUCCUGCCUGUCCAAGGUAGGCUUGGGUUAACGCCUCCCUGGGGCUGGAGCUGUGGCCCACUGGUAACAUCCUGUGUCCACACAGUGAUAAGCAGACACUUGAGAAACGAUGCCUGUGAAGUGUGGGCAGUGGUUCUUACUGUGGAAAUCAUUCCAGCCAGAGGAAAUGUAUUUGAAGAAAUGGGUAGAUAACUGGGACAUUCUUAUUCUGUCAGGUUAAAAGCUUCCUCAUUAAACUGUCCAUGGAUCUCAUUUGUUUGGGUUUCUACCCUCUAUUACGCGGAACCUUCUUUAAUAGUGUGUUAAAAUUCUAGACCCUAUAGCCAAAUCGGGCAGAGGCUUCCCUGUCAUUUAUCCAGUGGCUUCUGUGGGCCAGGCACUAGGUUAGGCACUUUAUGGGCAUUAGCUCACUGAAACCUCGUAGCUACACUCUGUAGGAAGUGUUUGCAAACCCCUUAUGCAGAGGAGGACACAGAGGCUCAGGGAAGCUAAGUAACUUACCCAGUGGCACACAGCAAGAAAGUGGUAGAGCUGGUAUUCAAACCCUGUUUGACCAAAGUCUGCUUUCGACUUUGCUACAGCGUCUGUGUGAUGCACCCUUGUACGUGCAUGUGUGCUUAUGUGUGUGUUCGUGUGCGUGUGUCUUUCUAGUUUCAUGGACACAGCAUACAGAGGUGGGGAGAAGAUCUCUACUACCAAGGUCUUUGUGUAAACAUGACCUAAAGUGUUGACCUUGCCAAACUUCCCAUACAUUAUUUUAGUUUUGGUUUGGGUUUGGGGAAGGCUGCGUGUGGCACCCUUUUUGUAUUGUUAAAAUGCCCUUUGAAAGCACUCUUUUGCACUUUACUUGCUUACCUUGCAGGAACUCUGCAUACAGCAGGAAUAAAACAAUUCAAAGCACUAAAGCUGUACACUCUACCAAAUGGAACAGGGGUUGGUGUGUGCAUAGACGCUCCCCCAAAUGAGUUCAAUCACAGUGAUCAGAAAUAACCCUUGACCGGGAGUGGGGAAAUCUCCAAUGUAAUCCCCUCCCCCAAGGACAGAUGGGGCCAAGGCCCUAAUGAGUAAAAUCAAAGAGGAGUCCUCCCUCUAUGGAGACUGAUCUAUUAAUAUUGGGCAAAGUGUCUGACAAACUAUAAUCUCCAAAGGAGAAACUGAGGGAAUAAGGCAGUUGGACUCCUCUUUGGGUAUACAAGCAAAGAUGUGGGGGAGGCCAGUUGUUCUGAAGUUGCUUGAAUGUUACUUUUUAAAGAUGGGCCAAAUAGCACGUAGAAAACGUGGAUAAGGCAAAGCUGCUACAGAUUCCAAAUGCCCAUCAGCCCAGCCCUGCCCUUCCAACCUGCGCUCCCCACUCCACCGUAAACCUGGAAUAGACGUGUUGAUUCUCCACACAGAAGGAGCGCAUGCUCAGUAUCUUCAGUGGGCAGUGUCUUUUGCUUCACCUGGUAAUUAGGUCCCAAAUUUAUCUUUCAAGGCUGGUCUGAAGAUUACUGGCGAGAGCCAAAGGACGGUUUGCAGAGACCCAGCCCUAACCCAAACGUGACUCUAGGAAUUGAUCACUUUGGGGGUCGGGCCUUCAUGUGUGUGUAUGUAGGGGUGUCCCUGGCCUAAUAUCAGGGUGGCUGGGACUACUUGCCUGUGCUCCACCAGUCCUAGUCUGUGAUUGUGGACACCUCUGUCCCCUUGCCUAUAUCUCUGUUACCUCAUCAGUACAUCAAGGGAGUUGAACCAGAUAAUUGUCAAGGUCCCUUUUAGUUAUGCAGUUCUCUGACCCAACAGUCCUGGUCUAUGACUUACACUUAAGAAUGUUGGUAGCUGGAUUUGUGAAUACUGACUAUGGGCCCAAUUAUUUCAGCCUGAGAUGAGAGCUUAGUCUUUUGCUCUUUGGGAUUGUUUUCUGGGUAAUUGAUGGACCAGACGUAUUUGAGAGACUGGUGUCCAAAUUAGGAUUGCGCCCUUUGUAGGCUCACCCUGUUCUUCCCUUACUGUCCCUCGGAGGACCCACGCUAUGUGGGCAUUUUUUGCAUGGUGUUAAGACUAUUUAAAUAAUUUUAAGCUGUUGCUAUUUGCAAGUCAGUUAUAGUAAAGGUUCCCUUUAAUGACUUCAUGAAUUCAUAUACUAUAGACACCUCACUCAGACACACAGAUACACACACAUGAACACAUACACACACACACACACACACACACACACACAUACAGGAAAUGGCUGCUUUGGUUUCUGUGAAGACCACUCCAUAUUGAAAGUCCUAGUUGUACUAGAUGUUAGCAAAGCACCUCCUUGUCUCCCUCUGAGAUGAUGUAAUUUCCUGGCUGAGUCAAUGCUGCUCAUCUAUUUGCGUGCUUGGGUUGGGGGAUUCGUGAGCAUGGGGUCAGAAUUUGGGUGGAGCAGGUUUUCACUCACUGGAUCGUGUAAGAAUGUAGACCACCCAGCAUGCACCAUGGUUUCCAAACCAUGGGAAAGACAUAGGCAAACAAGCCUGCAGAGAUGUUCUAAAAAAGAGAGGAAAAAGAGCCACUACUGCAUUUCAUGUGUCUUUUUUUCUGCAUCCCACUAAUGUUUCAAGUGGGGUUUAUUCUUUCUGUUAUGAUGCAACUGUGGGCAAAGACAGUGGCUGUGUGAGCAGAGGGUGCUUUUGGUGGUAUAAUGCAAGAGCUAGUUAGCAAUGGCCUUAAAAAGUAAAAAUGGUAACUCUCUGAAGCAAAGGUGACUUUAAUUUGGCAUUGUUGAUGCUGUCAAUUCUAUGGAAGCUUUGGAAUAGCUUGGCGAUUCCAUGGCUGUAAAAGAAAGGCCUGCCCUCUGCCCUCGCACAACAGACCAGCUGCAUUGUACUUCACCCACCUGCCCACAAUCCAUGUAAACCUCAGUCCUUCGUGGCAGCCCCUAAGUCCCAUGAGGGGGAAUGAGAGGUGUCUCUCUGACUUUACUGAACGUGAUUAUCAUUUUCACAGGUGCCUAAGAGAUUUGGAAUCUACUUUUUUUGUGUUCUUGGUUCUUAAGUGAAAAAUCUCAAAUAGUUCCCUGUGCAUUAAAAAAAACAAAAAAAAUCCUCAUGAGGUCUUCCAUUCCACCGAUAACAGCAGGCCCGAGCUGCAGAGAAUAACUGGAAAACCUCUCCUUUGCCAGCAGGGCACCGAGCUUGAAGGGAGAAGGUACAGUGGUGCCUAGAAGAGAUAUGCAAACCAACCCACAUGCAAACCAGCCUCAGGCCUCCUUCCCGGUCCCAGAGUCACAGGCAGGGGACCCAGUGACGACGACGACGAUAAACCCACGCGUGGAGGUGUUUUACCUAUUUUUUUCUCUCUGUAGGAUUUCAUGGUGCUUAAAAAAAAGGCAUUUUACAGAAAAUAAUGUGGGGUGGGGGGGAGGAGGGAAUUUCAUAAUGUUCUUAGAAAAAGUACAAAAGCAAAUUUGCUUGAAACAUUUCAAUAAGCUGUGCUGCUAUUGUCUUUAUUUGAUGAUGUAAUUUUUUUUUUCAAUGAUGGAGAAAAGU